ACCCCCAAAUUGUAAGUAAUUUCACGUUUUUCAUAUCGAUUUCAAUGCAUAUGAACCCUAAUUUCGUUAAUUUCACCACCGAUUCAUCUAUAAUAUCAUGUAAAAUUUAGCCGUUCUGAAUUUCAGCUCAUAAUUACAUUAUUACAUGAUAUAUAUGCAUAUAUGUAUAUCUAUACGAAUUAGGGUUUCGAAGAAGCUGAGGGCUGCUAAUUGUUGCUCAAAUUUAGCCUCCUUAUUUUGAUGUAUUUUGAAUGCAAUGGAGCUACCGGUUUCGUCGGACUGCGGGGUAUAUCCCAGUACUAAUGAUAACCUACUUAAAGACUGCACUUCUGGUGUAACUAUGGCCCCAGCUUCUCAUGAUGUUGCUCCUCAACAGCCAGCAAAACAAACACGACAAUGGGCUGCUUGGACACGUCAAGAGGAGGAACGCUUCUUCACUGCACUCCGGCAAGUUGGCAAGAAUUUUGAGAAGAUAACUCAUCGUGUACAAAGUAAAAAUAAGGAUCAGGUCAGGCAUUAUUACUAUCGACUUGUGAGACGAAUGAACAAGUUGUUGGAUCCAAAAAUUUAUCUCGAUGCCAGUAACUCUAAAGAUACAAAUUCUGCGAUGCUUCGAUGGUGGUCAUUACUGGAGAAGAGCAGUUGCAAAGCCUCUAAGCUUCACUUGAAGCCUAGAAGAUUUAAGAUGUUCCUUGAUGCCCUGGAACAUCAACUUUUAAAGGACCGACGUAAAAAUAUAAGAAAACGACAUGCUCAGGGAGAAGUUUGUCCUACAACAGCUACAGCAACUGUCCUUAGUCAGGGUGUAAACCGUACCAACUGCAAAGGUGAUAUGGUUCCUCUGAAAGCAGUGAGGCAGCGACGAAAGCCAGCUUCAUAUAAAAGGUGGGAAAAGGCUGCCAUUGCCGGUGUCUCGCUAGUUGCUGACGCUGCUGAGCAUCUGGAACGGACUGCACUGGAUGAAAUGACUGAGCAAGUUAGAGGGGGAAAAUGUGCGGAGCCUGUUGGAAAUGUUGUUUCUUCUUCUGCAACUCUGUUGCAGAAUCUUUUCGUUGACAACAGUGCACAAACACCAUCUAAGCUGAAGCUGCAAUUGUUCCCGAUUGAUGAAAGUACUCGAAAAGCAUUGGAAAUGGAUGAUUAUAAUCCACACUUGGAACUCACUUUAAGUACUCGUAAGAGGAUAUCAUCAGUUUUGGAACAUCUAAAUCGCAAGUGGGGAAUGUCAAGCAUAGCUUGUGGAGAAUUAUUGCUCUUACCUUACUGCGCUCAGAAAGAAAACCUGGUCAAUUGUCAGAGAUGGACUCAGGACUCUAUUCUCAGUGCAGCAGAUGUAUAUAAACAGAUUGGUAGCCCUUCAAUAUUUCGCCUAAGGUACUGCUGGCUCUCCAAUGAGCAACAUGAAUUGUUGGCAUGUCAAGCACCUGUAAGCAAUUUCAGUGAACAAAUAGCGAAAAUGAAUGGCCCCCAAAAGAUGAAUAUAGUUCCAGAUUUCACUCCCGAGCAUGUGCCUGGUGAUCCAUUAGACCUUCGUGGAGAUAAAGUAGUCUCAGCUGAGAAGUUUGAUGAUAUGGUUACUUCUAAUCUAGAUGUUGAUGAUGAUAUUGUCGAGUGUAUUGACACAAAUGUUGAUAAGGAUAUUGUCUUUUCUUCUGAAAAUGCUCCUGAUAUAUCUUUACAAAGAGAAAGUUGCAAUUUAGCCAUCACGAAACAAGCUCAGGAGAAGAAUGAGAUGCAGUUACAAACUGGUAAUUUGCUGACUCCGGGGGAUUGGGCUGAUAGUCUAACCAACAUAAGUAUUGGUGAUCUUCUCAACGAGGCAUCUGAUAACAUGGAAACCAAUUAUGUUGGCCCGUCUCAUGCCAGUUGUCAGUACCAGGUCUCAUUCAGUUGUGAUUCUUUUGAUGCUGCAAUUGCUGCCCUUAUGGGUAAAAAUCAAGACAAAGCUAGCUUUCAGCCAACUCUGGAGUCCCAUGCACCUUCCAUUUGGGAUGCUGAAGAAACUUGUGAUGCCUUCUCCUUUAAUAGAAGUUCUGUUUCUCGUGAGAAAGUGUUAGGGGCCUCUACAAAUGAUUCUUCUGAAGCCUGCAGACAGCAGGCUAAAGAAAGCUUGCUGGCAACAGAUAUCGUUGAUAAGGAAUUGUCUGAAAUGAAGGAGUUAGAUAACGAGGCUCAUGGAGACCCAAUGGAUGAGUUUCAGCCUGAUCCAAGUACCAUGGAGAGUUCUGCAAAGGAGGAUUUUACUGGGCUUUCGGAUUUGUGCUGGUCUGAAUCAUUGGCACCCUUAGAUUUGGACAGACCAUGUAAAUACCACAAUGAAGAUCUGAUCUUAAAUGAUAGCAUGAGUGGGUUGAAUCGCCUAAUAGCCAGCAGUCUGGAUGCAUUUCAGAAUUGUUCGUUCUUUGGUUUGGAUAAAAAAGAAUCAGCAUCAACAUCAGCUGGUGAAGCUCGGAAAAGUGCUACUUUUUCGGAUUAUAAAAUCGGUAGUGAAGUAGAGAUAUCAAAAGUUUGAACAUAGAACGUUUGUGUAGUCCCAUAAGAGAUGAGGUACGAGAAAAUCUUGCGUUGUUUUGCAAUGUUUUUCUUCACAAGUCCAUGUCGGCCUGUUACAGAAUCAUGUAUUUACGGAAAGAACAAUAGGCUGAGACUGCAUCGGUAUCAUCGCUCAUGUUAUUUUCUCGGUUUCAUCCUCCUGUAAUUUCUAUAUCAACUAAUUUGUUCAUAUUUUUCUUAUUAA
Daucus carota subsp. sativus is the source of this 2737-nucleotide messenger RNA. RefSeq names its product TSL-kinase interacting protein 1. Gene Ontology annotation, biological process: pattern specification process. The record is from RefSeq and is a predicted model, not a curated record. Gene Ontology annotation, cellular component: nucleus. Lineage: Eukaryota; Viridiplantae; Streptophyta; Magnoliopsida; Apiales; Apiaceae. The transcript has 15 exons. Gene Ontology annotation, molecular function: chromatin binding. Bases 257 to 2512 code for a protein of 751 amino acids.